This is a messenger RNA of Xenopus laevis (African clawed frog), 678 nucleotides long. It is a transcript of the gene pla2g2e.S, whose product is annotated as phospholipase A2 group IIE S homeolog. Gene Ontology annotation, biological process: arachidonate secretion; lipid catabolic process; phospholipid metabolic process. Gene Ontology annotation, cellular component: extracellular region. Bases 58 to 501 code for a protein of 147 amino acids. The transcript is spliced from 4 exons. NCBI's taxonomy places the organism in Eukaryota, Metazoa, Chordata, Amphibia, Anura, Pipidae. The record is from RefSeq and is marked provisional. Gene Ontology annotation, molecular function: A2-type glycerophospholipase activity; calcium ion binding; phospholipid binding.
AUUGUAAAUCUGCUUCAGCAACACAACAGCAGCAACAGCAGCAACAAGAGCACCAAGAUGAAAAAGGUUCUUCUCAUCGGAGUGGCUUUGGCUCUCAUUAUAGUUCUGGUCACCAGCACACCAGCCCAGUUUGACGAGAUGAUUAAAGUGACCACCAUCAUUUAUGGCCUGGCUAACUUCUCUGACUAUGGAUGCCACUGCGGCCUGAACAACCAAGGAAUGCCUGUGGACGACAUUGAUUGGUGCUGCCACAGCCAAGACUGCUGCUAUAACAAGGCUGAAAUGAGCGGAUGCAACCCUGUUACACAGACUUACAGGUUCUAUGUUGAGGAACAGAAGAAAGUAGAGUGCAUGAAAGCAAGUAAUCGCUGUGAGAAGAUGAUCUGCGAAUGUGAUGAAAAGGCUGCAAACUGUUUCCGCAAGGAACUGGAAGAUUAUAACAUAUAUUUCCGCAAUUUCUCUUCUCUGGGGGCAUGCCGAGGGCCCAGACCUUUUUGCUAAUUCUAUGUCUACCUUCCUCAUCCAUUCAUCUCUUUCCUUUGUAGUCAUUCUGCUUGUAAACCUAGGAAUUCAUAGUAUUAAUAUAAAUGAAAUAGACAGCCUUGCAAAAAAACAUGCGUUGUAGUUGAAAGGUGCACUGUAAUAAUGAAUAAAGCUUUUAUUUCUGCUUGAGAACAA